Molecule: messenger RNA, 1089 nt
Organism: Diabrotica virgifera virgifera (western corn rootworm)
Lineage: Eukaryota; Metazoa; Arthropoda; Insecta; Coleoptera; Chrysomelidae
Exons: 4
Coding region: 85-606 (173 amino acids)
Cellular component (GO): myosin II complex
Molecular function (GO): calcium ion binding
Source: RefSeq, a predicted model, not a curated record
UUUGGUUCUAUAAUGACAUAUUUGUCAAAUGUAUUUGCAUUUCACUGAUUUUCUUUUUAAUAGCGCUUUAUAAUACAAUUAUUAAUGGCUCUAUUUAAACGGACUACCACAGUAGAUAAAGAAACUACUAGAAAAAAGUUACCACCAAAGUUUAUUUUAAGCUCAUCUCAAAAAGACGAUCUUAAACAGGCUUUCGAUCUUUUUGAUCACCAAGGAGUUGGCAAAAUUGACAUAAAAGAUCUUAAGGUAGCUAUACGAGCACUUGGUUUUGAACCAGGAAAAGAAGAAAUACGGAAGAUGGUAGCUGAUAUUGACAAAGCAGGAACUGGAAAAAUAUCAUUCGAUGACUUCUUAUACCUCUUAGCUACGAAAAUGUUUGAAAAUGAUACAAAAGAAGAUAUGAUCAAAGCUUUUAAGUUGUUUGAUGAAAAUGGUAAAGGUUACAUUACAGUUGAUGAUUUAAAAAAAGUAGUAAUGGAACUAGAUGACGACUUAACAGACGAAGAAAUACUCGAAAUGAUCGAUGAAGCUGAUAGAGAUGGAGAUGGAGAAGUAAACCUAGACGACUUUUUAAGAAUGAUGAAAAAAGAAAUACUCGAAAUAUAGUAUUUUUAUUAGUUAGUAGAAUAUUGGGUACAAAAAAUAGAAAUAUUCUAUUUUUGAAAUCUUGUACUUUUUGUGUGGUAUAAAACAUAUUUUUCAUUCAAAUUUUUUUGUUAUUGGUUUUCUACAAAACCGACCCUGAGAUGGAAGGUGAAGUAUUUUGCAUUUGCUCCAUUGUUGAAAAAUGAAUUAAUUUACAUAACAAUUUUCUGUCGUCUAAGCAGAUCAAUAGGAUAACAAAAAAGCCAAAUAAAAUAAAAAACAAUGGGAUGAAUCUAUAUUUUUCACUAAUAUUAUAUUUUAGCCUAUGUUCAUGACUAUGCAGAGCCGGACUUAAGGCAGUGGGGGCCCCUGGGCAGAAUUAGUGUGGGGUCCUACAUCCUGCCAUUAAAAAAAUUGUUGUUAUAACUAUGAUACCUACAUAAGUACAAGUCAACUGCAGGGAUUUCCCUUUUAGAAAUUAAAAAAAAAUACUAUUCUAACUGG